Messenger RNA from Echinostoma caproni, 279 nucleotides. The record is from the annotation of a GenBank genome assembly. NCBI's taxonomy places the organism in Eukaryota, Metazoa, Platyhelminthes, Trematoda, Plagiorchiida, Echinostomatidae.
AUGGUGGGCUACGAGUUCCCGAACGGAUUCAACUUUGAACUGGGGCACGAACGAUUCCAAAUUCCCGAGGCUUUGUUUGAUCCGUCCAUUCUUUUGGAAGCUGGAGGAAAUUCCAUGCUGUCUAUGAGCCACAUUGUGGCUAGUAGUAUCAGUUUAUGUGAUAUAGAUAUUCGACCGAGUAUGCGACUCAAAGUGAACUUUCCCAGUACUGCAGCAGAACGUCGGUAUUCUUCUUGGAUCGGUGGUUCCAUUCUUGGAUCUCUGGUCAGUUUUCUUUGA